ACGACUCGUCAGUUUUAUACGAAUCGUUAACGAAACGCCAUUAUUUCCUCUCAAAUUUCAAAGUGUAAAGUGAAAUUAAAGUAAACUUUGAAAAAAUGUCUCUAUUGCCACAUAUUUUUGACGACGUUCAUCCAUCUUGUAAUCGUCCAGGCUGCCAUCGUUCACCAUUAUCGCUUGACUGGUGGUUCAAACCAACCGAUUUUCCAGCUUUGCGAUCGGCAUUAGGCAGUCCUGCCGCUAUUUUGAACCAACAUUUUCCCGAUUUUAGCAAAUUGGAACAUGGAGCUAAAAUGGACAAGGACGGCUUUCAAGUGUGUGUUGAUGUUCAACAUUUUCUACCCAAAGAAAUUGAAGUGAAAACUGAGAAUAACACCGUUAUUGUUCAUGCAAAGCACGAGGAAAAAGAAGAUGAUCAUGGUUACAUUUCACGCGAAUUCACCCGACGCUAUACGCUGCCACAAGAAUUCAAGAUUGAAGAUGUAACGUCAACUCUUUCAUCGGAUGGCAUUUUAACGAUCACAGCACCAUCACCAACACCGGCCGUUGAAGGCAAAGUUCACCAUAUUCCAAUCCAACAAACGGGACCAGCUCACUUGAAUGUCGCCAGCAACGAAGAAGUGAAAGACGAAGAAAAAUAAUUAUAAUUUGUUUAUGUGAAGAAAGAAAGUGCAUUUAAUGGUUCCAAAAAGGAAGAAAGAUCUGGAUUUUUCUGAAUUUCGAUGAUCUAAGUCUAUAGUUAUUUAUUGAGUUUUCUAUUUGAUAAAAUGUGAUAAAAACUAAGAGCAAAUUUUGAAAUUCAUUAAAAAAAAAUAAUAAAAACAUG
Sitodiplosis mosellana (orange wheat blossom midge) is the source of this 823-nucleotide messenger RNA. RefSeq names its product heat shock protein 23-like. Gene Ontology annotation, biological process: response to heat; protein refolding. The record is from RefSeq and is a predicted model, not a curated record. Gene Ontology annotation, molecular function: protein folding chaperone. The transcript has a single exon. Lineage: Eukaryota; Metazoa; Arthropoda; Insecta; Diptera; Cecidomyiidae. Bases 96 to 638 code for a protein of 180 amino acids.